CACUAGGAAGCUACAAGCUCGACUGCCGUGUUCCGCGUACACCACGCCUACGCACAAUCUGACGCGCUGUAGUGCUCAUUUGGACCUUCCAAGAGUCGCAGCGCAACUGGCCCGGUCCAAAAUGAUGCGUACUGCGCUUAGAAGAGGCUUGCUCAGCGGCGCUCCCAGGACGCUGACGCCGCGGCGAGCGCCGCUCGUCCGCGCCUACCGACCACCCUCAACAAGCUUCACGAGAGCACCACCGGCGCGAAGAAGCCUCUCGCUCGCGCUCCCCAAAGCGGCCGCGCCACCCGCGGCCGUCGCCGGCGACAGGGCCGUCGCGUACUGGUUGUUCGGCUGCGGCGGGCUCGUGGCGGGCAUGGUGUCCGUUGGUGGAUUAACGAGACUAACCAGAUCCGGCCUGAGCAUGACGGACUGGAAGCUGCAAGGAGGUUUGCCACCUAUGAACAGGGCUGACUGGGAGAGGGAAUUUGCCCGCUACAAGCUCUACCCGGAGUGGCAACAAAGACAAUCAAUGACUCUUGAGGAAUUCAAGUACAUUUAUGCGUGGGAGUACGGUCAUCGCAUGCUCGGGAGGGUUGUGGGACUGGCUUUUGGCUUGCCCUUGGCCUACUUUUGGUCAAGAGGUCGGUUGACGCCGUGGCUGAAACCUCGCGCGAUGGCGUUAUUAGGAUUGGGCGGCGCCCAAGGUUUAAUCGGCUGGUGGAUGGUGAGGUCGGGACUUAACAAAGAUCUCCUCCCAGAGCGCCAAAAACAAGACGUCAGGGUGUCGCCGUACAGACUGGCGACGCACCUGACCAUGGCCUUCAUUACUUAUUCGGGAUUGGUCUGGUGCGGUUUGGAGCAGCUGGGAGGUCAAAGAGCGGUUUCAGAAGGUGUAAAACAUGCGGCCAAACUCACACCAAUCGCGCGAGGCGCCGCCUGUUUGACCUUGGUCACAGCAAUCUCCGGAGCCUUCGUCGCCGGCAACGACGCGGGCAUGGCGUUUAAUGUGUGGCCGUACAUGGUCGACGAUCGGGACGUCGGUGGAGAGGCGACCUUCGUGCCGCCCGACUUGUUGGAAUUGCAACCGCUGUGGCGCAACAUGUUCGAGAACACGGCUUGCGUCCAGUUCGACCAUAGGAUGUUGGCUUAUGGUACCGCGCUGAGCGGCACGGGCCUCUUCGCUCUGGCUCGGUCCGGGGCUUGGCAUGCUCUACCAAUUGUCACGCGGCGCUUCGUCGCGGCGGGGGCUUUGGCUGUGGUCGGCCAGGCUUCGUUGGGUGUCGCUACCUUGCUGUAUGUGGUCCCGAUCGAGCUCGCCGCGGCGCACCAGCUUGGUGCUAUUGGUUUACUGACCUGCGCGCUCGGCUCGGCGCAUAGUCUCGCGCGGGCGGCGGCGGUUCCUGCUGUCGUCGUGGCGGCGGCUUUGUAA
Molecule: messenger RNA, 1414 nt
Organism: Pelagomonas calceolata
Lineage: Eukaryota; Pelagophyceae; Pelagomonadales; Pelagomonadaceae
Source: the annotation of a GenBank genome assembly